GUCACAACGGGGACGAUAAUAUCGGAUGCACUUGUAUGGUUGUUGUUAUUACAGUAUUUUUAUGAUUGUUAUUCCCGGAAGGGAGAGAGGAUUCCUGGGAUUCCUUCGCGCGGAAAGGAGAGCUUUGUGCGCGUAACGGGCCCGUCAGGAAGGUAAAGGCUGCCCCGCUUGCGAGUAAGGGAGGCCGAGGCCCUGCUAUUUCGGGGAAGGGAAGCCCCUCGUCUCCAUAGGGAGGAGGAAGGCGGUGGAAAAGAUUCAGAAAAGGGCAAUAAAAAACAACCAAGGGCGGGGAACGACUCCCCCACCCUGCAAGGAGCGAAGCUUGCAGCUUUCGGGACUCCUUAGUUUAAAGAAAAAUAUUGCUAUUGCUAUUGCUAUUAUAUUUAUUUCUAUCUUGGCCUUUUCCAACAUUGGGGAGGGGAGGAGUGGAAUAUUCAUUAAAAGGCAAUUAAGCACUAAUUAGAAUUACAGCUAAAUAGAGAGGUAAGAAGUGACAUGUUAAGAAAAUUCUGCAUGGCAGGGAGAAAGUGGUUAGAAAAAGGCUUUCCACCCCCCACCAAACCACUUUUCUCCUAAGUCCACUGAAGCAGAUUCACUUGCAAACUGCGGAACGUUAAAUGUUUAUUAUUGCAGCCAAACGGCCAGCAUACUAAAACCAAAAUUUGUGCAUAGUUCUUUACAAAAACAAUAGAAACUAUCAAGGUGGAAUUUAACAAUCUACUAAUUAAGUAGACUUUAAAUGUGUAUCCAAGGAAAUAAGAACUCCAUUUUAAGAAUUUAAAGAAUAAGAACAUUUAACUAUAAGCUGUAAUGUUUUAUAAGUGUUUGUGCAGCUGUGUAAUCUUUGCUUACUUUGACUUGCUAUUGCACAAACUAUGGGACUCUCUCCCACAGGAGGCAGUGAUAGCCAUGAACCUUAAUGGCUUCAAAAGAGGAUCAGAUAAAUUCAUGGAGGGAGAGGGCUGUCAUGGCUACUAGCCACGAUGGCUCUAUGUUCUGUCUCUACAGUGGGAGGGAGCAAUGCUUCUGAAAACCAGUUUCUGGAGAGUGCUCUUGUACUCACAUCCCGCUUCUGUAUUUCCCAGAAGAGGCAUCUGGUUGGCCACUGUCAAUCAAUCAAUCAAUCAAUCAAUCAAUUUUUAUUGUAUAUAACCAAAGGCCUUUACAAUGGACAACAGAGAAUAAAAGGAAUCUUUCAUCUAACUUUUUUUGUGGAAAAAGUUCCGAGUAGAGCAAGGCACAAGUAAGGGAUUUGUGUGUUGAAACCAACCAGGCUGCUGUUUUCUAAAGCUACUGUCAAAAGGCAGAGACUAAAUUGUUUUAUUUAUUUAUUGAAUUUAAUUUAUAUCUUCCCCCUUCUUGCUGAAGGAGCCCAGGGUGGCAAAUACGUCAACAUUUCAAAAACAAAACUGGAAAACAGUUAAAGCGUUCUGAAGACAAUUGCAAUAAGAAACUUCUAAAAGCAGUUACAGUUAAAAACAUGACUAAAAACAUUUAUUUCAUCCAGUGUGCUCAAGAUUGCCCGGAAUAGUAGUUCUCACACAACAAAGGCCUGAGUAAGCAGGAAUGUUUUCAAAUUCCUCCUGAAAGUUAAUAGUGAUUGAGACAGGUGCACCUCACUAGGGAGGUCAUAUCACAACUGGGGAACCACCACUGGAAAGGCCCUGUCACAGGGAAGCCCUUGAUUGCAGCAGCACCAGCAAAGCCUCACCUGCCAGUUGUAAGAUCUGAGAUGACUAGAAAGGCACUCUUUUAAGUACUUUGAGUCCCUAGCCAUUUAGGGUUUUAUGUGCUGGUACUGACACCUUGAAUGGGGUCCAGUAGCUCAAGUGCAAUGCUUUCAGGAUUGGUAUCACAAGGUCCCAUUGGCUGCCCACUCACCAACCUAGCAGCCAUAUUGUGCACUUGCUGCAGCCUCCGGACCCUUCUUUCCAGUUAUUUACAUGGUCCAAAAAUAUGGGUCAGCUCAGGAGCGUUAAAGCCGUGAAACCCGAAUGAGUUUCCCAAAGGAUGAAACUGUUCUCGUCACCUUUCCUUCUCUACCCCGCCCGCAAAUGGGGACAUGAAUGACACAAUGUCACUGCUGCCCCUAGACCCAGACUCUCUUUCCUCACUUUUGUCUUCCCCCACAGGCAGAACAAUGGCAUCAGGGGUGCCGUCUGGGCCAUAACUUCCUUGUGGCACAGCGGAAGGAGCUGCCAUGCACUCAUCUCAGGUAGGAGUGGAAUCCUUGUGAAGAGAGGUUGGGGACACCUUGGGGGUGUUAGAUCUUCAAGGAAUGUGCCUCUUUAGCUUUUGUUCUUAGGAGAAGUCAAGUUGUCCAAGUAAGGCUAUGAACUCUGCAGUAUCCCUUCCAUAAUGCCUUGAGUCCUGCAGAAAAAAAUUAGGAAGUGCACACAAACCACCCGGUUAGUCCUUCCCCUUUCAAACUCGGAGCCCUGUUUAAUACACAGAGAUUUUUGCAUACAUGGGGAGUACAUUUCUGAGUACAGGCCAUUAUGGUGUGUUGUUCUUUUUCCCAGCAGCUGGUGUCCUUUGAAGCAGUGGCUGUGUAUUUCAGCAAGGGGGAGUGGGAUCUCCUGGGUCCAAGCCAAAGAGCUCUCUACAAGGAAGUCAUGCUGGAGAAUUAUGAGAGUGUGGCCUCUCCAGGUGAGGAUGCUUAUUCAUUUGUUGAGAAAAAGAAAGUAAAGCCCCAUUGUCAUGGCCAGACCACUUCCUGGUGACGUUUGGGCUUCCAUUUCCAAUUUCCGGUAGGAAUGAGGGACCGGUUAGGAUCGUCUGCCCCGAGAGACCUAUGGAGUGCAAUGGAUUCCUGAAUCUUUGGGGGGAUUUUUUCAGUGGUUAGAGCUGGUGACUAGCCAUGGAAUGGCAUAAUGCAGAGGAGCAUGGAUAUGAGCAGCCUUUCCGAUGCUGUGGAGUAUGUCUGCCUACCUGGUAUACUGAGGAGCUACAUGUUAUGAAACUAGCCAGAUGACGGCUACAGCACAAGGGGCAAAAGUCCCACUGUAGUUAUGAGCUAGAGAACACAACCGUGUCUGUCGUAUGGCAGUGAAACUGUGAGGAGGGCAUACUUUGCUGCUUCCAUUGCAUCCUUCAGUAAUUGCCUAAUAAUGCCCAACUCUUUUUCUUUGUAACAUCCUAACUGGGAGUGGCUGAAGGCCCUAGUCUGGAGUCUGGAUACAGUGGUGGACUGGAUGAGAACAAAUAAACUGAAUCUGAAUCCUGACAAGACAGAGGCUUGGUGGAUGAGUGCCCUGAGUCUGGGAAGUCAGGAACUGAUCUUCCUUGGAUGUUGUUGCACUUUCUCGGAAGGAGCAAGUGCGCAGUUUAGGGGUGCUCCUGGAUCCAGCCCUGCCCCUACAGACACUGGUCUUUGGUGGCUUGGAGUGCCUUUAACCAACUUUUGUUGGUAAGACACCCACUUUCUAACUGUUCUUGCUAUGUUCUGUAGCUCAACUCAUAUAUUUGGAAGGCAAUUAAUGAAUGAGAUAAUGCUUGAAUAUUUUGUCUGUUUCUUUGAAAGAAAUUCCCAAACCAGACCUCAUCUCCCGGCUGGAAGGAGGUGAAGAGCCAUUUGUCUGGAUCUGUGAGGAAGGAGAGAGUUUGGCAGGUAUGUGCUUCAGUUUGUGGUGGGACCUGGUCUUGUCUGGGUAUUCAGGCAGAUUCCUUGAUGAUCUUGCUUUUUAAACAUGUCAGGGGUAAUCAGUCUUGAUGUCUAAUGAAAUCCUUGAUUUUGGCUUUGAAGUCCUAACAAAAUUGGCUUUUUUCCUGUUUUUUUUCCUCCAAGGAGGUGAUCAGUACAACAGUGAAAACUAUAGUCAGCCAGCAGGAACAUGUAAGCAGAAAGCAGGAAAGGAGAUGCUUGGAAAUCCAUCAGGACAAAAGAGAGCUGAGGGAAAUCAAUCAAAGAAUGGAAGGAAAGAAUCCUCUACUUCUCUGGGUGCUGAUGACCUUGAACUUCUGAACCCAGAAUAUCACCAAAGAAAGCAACUAAAAAAGUGUCCCGUCUUUGGGGAAAUGAUCAAAGAUAAACCAGUACUAAACAGAUACCACAGAACCCCCACAGGGGUGAAACUAUACGAUUGCAUGAAGUGUGGGAAGAGCUUUAGAGAUAGGGGAACUCUCACUAGACACUGCAAAACCCACACAGGGGAGAAACCAUACAAGUGCAUGGAGUGUGGAAAGAGCUUUAGAGAUAGGGGUAGUCUUACUGAACACAAAAGAACUCACACAGGGGAGAGACCAUAUAAAUGCUUGGAAUGUGGGAAAAGCUUCAGUGCGAAUGGAAACCUUAAAGCACAUAAAAGAAUCCACACGGGGGAGAAACCAUAUAAGUGCAUGGAGUGUGGAAAGAGCUUCAGAAACAGUGGAACGCUUAGUGAGCAUGAAAGAACUCACACAGGGGAGAAACCAUAUAAAUGCUUGGUAUGUGGGAAAAGCUUCAGCGUGAGUGGAAGCCUUAAAACACAUGAAAGAAAGCACACGGGGGAGAAACCAUACAUAUGUAUGGAAUGUGGAAAGAGCUUCCGUGACAGUGGAAAUCUUGUCAUACAUGCAAGAACCCACACAGGAAUGAGACCGUAUAAGUGUGAAGAGUGUGGAAAAAGUUUUAGUGUGAAUGGAAGUCUUACUAAACAUAAAAGAAUCCACACAGGCGAGAAACCAUAUAAAUGUAUGGCCUGUGGAAAGAGCUUCCGUGAUGGUGGAACUCUUAGAAAACAUGAAAGAACCCACAUGAAUGUAUAGACUAGAAAAAGUUCGGCACUGUGGAAGCCUUUAUAUACUUUGAGGGGGAUUCCCCAUCUAAGAGAAAAACCAUAUAAAUGCAGAGUUUGUGGAAAUACUUCUAUUCGGAGAAGCCUUGCUUCACAUCAGAGAACCCCCGUAGGGAAACCAUAAAAAUGCAUGCCGCAUUGAAAGAACGUGAGAACAAAUGUUUGAUACACAUUUUUUAAAAAAAUACAUGGGAGAAAGUUAUCUAAGUUACAUUUCUCACACCUGUGUUAGGAGCUAGGUUGUCAUCUGAAGUGAUAGAUAUUCUCUUGACAGAAUGGACGCAUCUGGUGAGGCUACUGGUCCAGUGUUAAUUUAUAUAGUCCCAUAGUAUUUUUAUAAGCCGUUUAAUUUAGACAAACACACACACACACACACACACACACACACACACACACUCUAAUAUAAACAGUAAAAAGCAUUGAAGAGUCCUUCAGAUCUUCCUAAUCUCUUUUUCAUUCUUCAAGUAAAAUAUGGCCAGGCCACAUUUUGAAUCCAUGGCAAAAACUCACAAAUUCAGUGUUGGCAAACCUUUCCCGCUCACUCCAUUUGCUUGCUGAACUUCAGGUUGGCUGCUAGAUUUCUCUUCUGCAGCUUUUUGGAGCCCAGCUGACCUUCCACCCUCUCUUUCAGAGAGUUUGAAGCUUUUUUUUUUUUUUUUUUGCGAUUUCCCUCUUAACCUGUCCUUUUGGAUAUGGGGCUUCAGGAAUAAUUUUGAUCAGACUUAGCUUUUUGUAGUUUUUAGCAUGAAAUAAGAAGAGUGUCUCUGUGUGUAUACAUAUAUAAUUUGCCCUCCCCAUCUAAGCUCUUUGGAUCCUAGAUUCACCUCUUAAAUCUCCAAAAAUCCACAGAACCCUUCAAACGUCUGCUUACAUAGGCAGUUAAAAAAUUCAUGUCUGAAUGUUUUUUAAAAAGUGACUGAAUAGUGGAAAUGUAGCAGGGCCACUGACCGGUUUGACCUGUUGGGAAUAAUUUAGUAAAUCAUUACUAGUUUGUAUACCAUAUGGCUUCUAAUAGACAUUUUAUUCAAUGCUUCAAAAUUUCCUUCUAUUUCAGUAUAAUUAUUAUGCUCUUCAUAUUUUGUGUCCUGUGUACAGUAAUUCUUGUAUCCAAUUUUUUCCCUUGCAUUCGCAGUUUCCCAGGAUUCCUUUUUUGUGCAACGUGCAUAUUACUGUUUUUGAUAAUAUUAUUAUGUAGAUGUGCUUCAUAAACUGAAAUUCACUUAUUUCCUGCUAUUGUAGUUUAAAUACAUUAUUCAAGCUGAUUUCAGCUUCUGGUCAGAAACCUUCCUGUGGACUGGGGCAGAUUAAGGAUCUGACUGUCAGAUGUCACCAAGCCUAAUGGUGUUUCUGCUGACCACAUGUUACACCUGAACUUGUGUAUGGGGAGUGAUAUUUUGAGAUCAGAGUUGUGACAUGCCAUGCCAUAGGAAGUUGCACUGUACAUCUAUACUGGUGUAUUAGGGUGUGUUGAAUUUUUCAACUUUCCAAUUCAAAAAAUGAGGGAUGCUAAAAAGUUGUAACAUGACUUGAGAAUUCAAAAGAUAUUUUGGUUAAAUUGAUAUAAUUUGCUUGGUAAGCAAAAUGUGUGUAAAAUUGCAUAGAAAUCAUUAAAAAUGAUUGCUAAGUACUUAUUAUUAUUAUUAUUAUUAUUAUUAAGCUUUGCCUGACAUUUUCAGAAAGUAAAAAUAAAAUUCUUUGGGUUUCCAACAG
Podarcis lilfordi (Lilford's wall lizard) is the source of this 6485-nucleotide messenger RNA. The record is from the annotation of a GenBank genome assembly. NCBI's taxonomy places the organism in Eukaryota, Metazoa, Chordata, Lepidosauria, Squamata, Lacertidae.